Messenger RNA from Pseudocercospora fijiensis CIRAD86, 642 nucleotides. RefSeq lists its product as uncharacterized. Gene Ontology annotation, biological process: translation. Gene Ontology annotation, molecular function: structural constituent of ribosome. Gene Ontology annotation, cellular component: ribosome. Bases 41 to 445 code for a protein of 134 amino acids. The record is from RefSeq and is a predicted model, not a curated record. NCBI's taxonomy places the organism in Eukaryota, Fungi, Ascomycota, Dothideomycetes, Mycosphaerellales, Mycosphaerellaceae. The transcript is spliced from 3 exons.
AACCCCUCCGACAACACCACACACCCAGCGAGCCGCCAUCAUGUCGGAAUCUCAGGUGACCCUGCGCACGCGCAAGUUCAUCCGCAACCCACUGCUUGGCCGCAAGCAGAUGGUCGUUGACGUCCUCCACCCAAACCGUGCCAACGUGUCCAAGGACGAGCUCCGCGAGAAGCUCGCCGGUCUCUACAAGACCAACAAGGACCAAGUCUCCGUCUUUGGCUUUCGCACUCAGUUCGGUGGCGGCAAGAGCACUGGUUUCGCCCUCCUCUACGACUCCCCAGAGGCCAUCAAGAAGUUCGAGCCACACUACAGACUGGUCCGCUACGGCCAGGCCAACAAGAUUGAGAAGGCUAGCAGACAACAGCGCAAGCAACGCAAGAACCGCAGCAAGGAGUUCCGUGGUACUGCCAAGACCAAGGGCCCAGGAAAGGACAAGAAGAAAUAAGCGAUUCGCAUCUGCAUUACGACACGAAAAGGCAGGGUUGGUGCAAUGGGCUCGGCUGUGCUUCGCUUACUACUUGCUACUGCUGCAUGGUGCAGCAUGCUUUCUGGCGGCAUGUUCUGGUGUUGAAGAAGCACUGGCUUGGCGUUCCUGCUGAGGAUGUAGACACAGCAACCAAUGAAAGAUUCUGUCACCAACUG